UCCACUAAUGCCCCAAAGCCGCAGCUGCCACACCGGCCGGCCACGGAGCGCCGCACGCUGCCAGCGUUGAUCAAUAAUUCACCAGCUCGACGCCUCCCCGACCCGGGUCGACUGAGGUUACGACUUAUAUUUACUCACUGUUACAAGAGUAAAAUAGCGGACUGAACGUGUUACUCUCGCGUGUUUUAAAAUGCAUCAGUGAGUUUUCGCCAACGCGCGAGAUCGUUUUGGCAGGUCCCCGCGGCGCGUCAACGGAUAGAUUGUCGCAAUGUGCGGUAAGUGAUCGCGGCGGAGUUUGAAGACGCCUCUCGCUUUCAUCUGUCUGACACUCAAGAGGUGUGUUACGAGAGGGACGGGGGUCCCGUAAUGGACAACCACGGGAUUAAAAGAGCGUGAUGUGUUUGCGAGCAGUAAAGGACAUAAAGAAAUAACUCACUGUCGCUCGCUGUUUUAUCCAGAACGUCUUCGUUGCGCGCUAGCGGCGGUUGAAUUUUAACUGCGCUUGUCAGUUCCCUGGUCGGCACUGUUUUGCGAGUCUUUCUUGUUACAAGGCCGAAGAAACAGUUGGGGAGUAAUUUUUUUUAGAUAAGUUUAGCAACCGGACAAUUCAAAGUUUACAAGCAGCAGCCGGAUAAUCCUUCAGUCGUUCCGUUUAGGUCCGGAUAAAAGGUUUACUUUUACAGACGGAGCAAACUGGGAAACAGCGCGACUUGUUGCGUUCUUUUUUCGCUUCCGGUAUCACCGCAGAAACCGACGGGUGCACCCGUUCCCUCUCUGUUUUUUGGACGCCGAGGCUUUUAAAGAAAAAUGGGUCUGUGAGGAGAGCUGGCAAAUUCCCCUGAACUACAAUGGCCACAGAACCGUAUCUGGUGCAUGAAGGUCCCCACCGGGCCCCGGGCAUCUCCGAGUGCUUCCUUGUGCCUGAAUCCUACAGGGAUGAAUUCCAUCCCUUCAUCGAGGCUCUACUCCCGCACGUCCGGGCGUUUUCCUACACCUGGUUCAACCUGCAGGCCCGUAAGCGCAAGUACUUCAAAAAGCAUGAGAAGCGCAUGUCCAAGGACGAGGAGCGUGCCGUCAAAGACGAACUCCUGGGCGAGAAGCCCGAGAUCAAGCAGAAGUGGGCGUCGCGGCUGCUGGCCAAGCUGCGCAAAGACAUCCGGCCGGAGUUCCGCGAAGACUUCGUGCUCACCAUCACGGGCAAGAAGCCGCCGUGCUGCGUGCUGUCCAACCCCGACCAGAAGGGCAAGAUCCGCCGGAUCGACUGCCUGCGGCAGGCGGACAAGGUCUGGCGACUGGACCUGGUGAUGGUGAUCCUGUUCAAGGGAAGCCCGCUGGAGAGCACGGAUGGAGAGAGACUGAUCAAAUCCCCGCAGUGCUCCAACCACACCCUGUGCGUGCAGCCGCACCACAUCGGAGUGUCCGUCAAAGAGCUGGACCUGUACCUGGCCUACUUCAUCCAUAUGCCAGAAUCCGGGCAGUCGGACAAUUCCAGUCAGCAAGGCGACACAGACAUCAAACCUCCGCCAAACGGACAUCUGAGUUUUCAGGACUGCUUCGUGACUUCUGGGGUUUGGAACGUAGCCGAGCUUGUACGAGUGUCUCAGACACCAGUAGCAACAGCGUCAGGUCCCAAUUUCUCUCUCGCCGAUCUGGAAAGUCCUGGUUACUACAACAUCAACCAGGUAGCGCUCGGCAGACGUUCACUCACCUCUCCUCCAUCCACAAGGUCUGAGGUGGAGCUGUAUGCCAGUCUUCCUCGCAGUUCUAACAAGCGUAAGUCUAUAGAUGACAGUGAAAUGGAGAGUCCGGUCGAUGACGUCUUUUACUCCAGUCGUUCUCCAGCCGGCACCAGCUCCCAGUCCAGCGGCUGGCCGAAUGACGUAGAUGCAGUUGCAGUUCAGCACCAUUUGACGAGUGUUCAGGAGAGGAAGAUAAAACAUGAGAAUGAUGGCGUGCAGUUCUCAUACCAUGGGUUGUCCUCUCCUGGGUCUCUAAAGAAGCCAGCGGGAAAAUUCGAUUUCAGCGCCCUGUCCGCGCAGACGAGGUCCCCCCGAAUGGCCUUCACACACCACCCGCUGCCCAUGCUAGCAGGCGUGAGACCAGGAAGUCCUCGUGCCUCAGCCUCUGCCCUUCAUUUUCCUGCUCCCUCCAUCAUCCAGCAGUCCAGUCCAUAUUUCACCCACCCCACCAUCCGCUACCAUCACCAUCAGGACCCACUCAAAGAGUUUGUCCAGUUCGUCUGCGCUGACGGCUCGGGCCAGCCGGGUACACAGCCUAACGGGAGCGGUCAGAACAAACUGCCCGGCUCCUUCUUACUGCCACCUCCUCCAGUAGCACGGCCGGUGCCGAUGCCCCUUCCCUUGCCCGAGCUCAAACCUGGCCACACACACCCUGAGAGCGGGAUCGGCUCUCCGGCCUCGCCGUCAGCAUACCCAGCGUCAGGCUCCACAGCUUCCAACAGGUUUGUCGGCAUCGGAACACGGGGGGACAACUUUCUGAACAUCCCACAGCAGACUCAGUCAUGGUUCCUUUGACAAGACUUUUCGUGAAACAGAAAAUCCCCAAUGAAAACUGGAAAAGGAGUCACAAAGCUAAGUACGGAAGUUUCUCACACGCCCCUCAGACGUCUCGCACACAAACACACGCGCAGAUACUCAAUUCCCGAAAACUCCAGCACGAGGAUUUCGAAGACUUCAGCAUUGACGACGGAUGACCCUAAUGGAAGAGACCAUCCGAAUGAAUGACUUUCGUUGUCUUCAUAAUGAUGCAGUGCAAACCAUGCGUUUAACCCUUUACAUUCACCACCCGUAUGACCCAUGAUGAGAAAACCCUGUGCAAACUAAUCUGGAAAGACACAUUCGACUGAAAUUAUUGAAGGUGACAUGAAAUGUAACCUGGAUAUGUUAAUCAUGGACUUUAUUGAUAUGUAAACGCCCAGGGUCACGCCUCUGAUUGGAUAGGCAGGACUUAACAGGACCCUUCUGAUUGGCUAAUCCCAACCCUUCCAGUCUGGAUUUGCUGAUAUUGGCGACGCCUUCCAGUGCAGCGUGGGCUCAGCAUCCUCUCCGUUUCUUGUUGACAAGCAAUAGACUGCACAUUAAACGACAUGCAACACUAACCAUGUGCAAUUCACGUAAACAUAUGCACUAUUGAUAUGAUCAAUGACCUGUUCCUGAGGUUAACGAUUCGCUUUGAUAACCAGACUGACUACACACACAUCAUGGCUUAAACAUGCAAACACAUGAGAGACAUCUUAACACGUCACAGAGAACCUGGCUGCUGGUCUUAAAACAGUAACACUGAUAAAACAACUUUUUCUUCAUCUGUAUUUGUGUCUUGCUUUUCAACAAGAUCAAAAAUGAACUUUAAGGAUUAAAAGUAUUUGACUUUUGCCAACCUUUUGAUGGUUUAUUCAUUAAAACCAAGCUACAUUAUCACAGUUUAGCUUUGUCAAGAAGACGUCGAUGUUUAUGGUUUAGGAAAGCGAGACAGAAAUAUACAGAUGCAGAAAAUGCUGUGAAUGGGAAGGGUCGAGCACAAGUGAUGGACUUAAUGUCCAGUUUUGGAAUAUUUGGAUAAUUAUUAGUGUUUAUGACAGGCCUGUAUUUAUAAACUAAUGAGGGGUUAAGCACAUCAUUCAAUCUGAGCGCUUGUGCAUCCACAUAUUCAGUAUAGGCCCUGCAUACAAGGUCCUGUUUUUGCCGUAGGUUUGGUUUUGCCGUACAUUUUUGAUUGAAACUCACAAGUGCUUUCAUGUUAGGUUUUAUUUCACCCCGGAUUAAAAUAAAACUAGAUUUGUCAUAAAGAAAAUUAAUUUUCGGUUAAGGUCCAUUUAAAAUGUUUUUGCAUUGUGAUAUUUUAAUGACAACACAUUCUCUUCUCAGUUACGAUUGCCGUUGUGUUCGUACAGUAUUACUUUAGCUCAAUUGGUAGAGCGUUAGCGGUUCAAUUCCCGGGGGAACAUACUUUUCUUGUAAGUUACUUUAGAUAAAAGCAUCUGCCAAAUUAAUAAAUGUAAAAUUGUUAAAAAAAAAAUGAUUGAGUUUUCGGAAAUAUAAAACUAAAAAGUUUUUUAUGAUUUCACAAAAGUUUAAUUCCUUCCAGAAAAUGUUCUUCUUUAAAGGUGCAGUGUGUCAUUUUGAAAAAGAUCUCUUGACAGAAAUGCAAAAUAAUACUAUAUUAUCAGUUUUUAUAUAACCUUUUUAUAAUGAACCAUUAUGUUUUUAUUACCUUAUAAUGAGACGUUUUUAUCUAAAUACACGUGGGUCCCCUUACGUGGAAGUCGCCAUUUUGUGCCGCCAUGUUUCUACAGAAGUCCUUAACGGACAAACGUUUUUUACUUAGUUGUCUCCGACCAUGACAUAUUUUUCCGGUGGCGGCUACCGUAGCUUGUCUAUGCGUUUCAAAAGUAAGGGGUGAGCAGUGGACUGAGCUGUUGGUUGCAACUCGCAACCUCACCACUAGAUGCCGCUAAAAUUUACACACUGCACCUUUAAAUAUAUAAACAUGCUUUAAAAACAAACAUUUCAUCCUACCUUCAUGUGUUCUCUUUUUAUCACCUCUCAAAUAUGAAUAGGUUUCUUCAAAAAGACCAAAUUUUGAUAAUAACGUUUUUGUGAAGGACUUUUGAUGGAGAUCAGACUCCGAACGAAGAUCAAAACAUACAUGGAUUUUGAACUAUUUGCCCUAAGGGAAUACUUCCAGGUUUUAUAAGUUGGGUAAAAGCGCCACCUGGUGGAUAAUAGCGGAUAUACGGAUUGCCGAAAAAACUCGUCAUUGGCAGGGAAGCGUUUUCUCUUAAUUGUCCAGUUAAAGCGUCAAUGAAGGGGAAAGAGUUAAUCAACAAAUAAUUUAAGAUGAGAUGUAUUACAAUAAUUUUACAUCAUAUUACAUCCAAUGAAAUCAUUUUAUAGAAUCAACAUUAAGAAUAGAGAAUUGUAAAAAAAACGUAAAAUGUCCAGACACAUUACGAUCAUGAAAAUUUAAGGUGGAAAUGUACUUUAAAGCCCAGAGUUUUUUUUCGAGUAGUCAAACAUACGUGCACAGUGGACUGCACAGCAUAGUUAAAUUGACUCGUAUGUGUACGCAGACGUUCAACGCAAAAAAGCAAUGCUUCUCCUGGGCUACAUACAACAUUCACUUGUAUGCGCAAGGUUUUAAAAAUCCAGUGGUGCGCAUACAGUACGGUGUGCAUUAUUCUAAUGGCGAAAAUUGCGUCAGGCACACUGUACACGGACUCUCACGUAUGGAUCAUAUUUUGACCUUAAUGGUACAAAAAUAAUAUCACAAUGCAAAGAAUCUUAAUGUUCCUUAACAUUCAACGCAAUAUCAUAGCAAUUCAUAUGUAUUUUACGAGGUGGAUAAUUCGUAUUAAUUUGUACGACCAAUUUCGUACGUUUUUGUACGAUUUGCUUUUGCCCCUUUCAUGUUGGAGUUAGAGGCGGGGUAAGGGGUGAGGUUUCAUUCAUGUUUUUUAAUGAAAAUCGUUUCUGUAUGAUUCACUUUGUACAAAUUGGCCUCUUAAAAUACGUACAAUUUUUUUUUUAUUUUGGGGUGAAAUAUGACAUGAACAUGCAUCUGUGAGAUUAAUUCACUCUAGCGUUGUUUGUUUUCUGGUUUUUGUGCGCUUUUGGUUUUCACACCUUGAUUCCGGCUCCUUCAGAUCGGACUUCUCUUGAAAUUGUGCUUUCCAAAGUUUUUUCUUUGUAGAGUAACAGGAUCAAGUUUGAACAUAUCACUAAAUUCUCCUUUAACUAAUGGACAAUCCAGUCUUUUCAUCAUGAACCAGAUUUUAUGUCGACAGUGCUGUACCCUUCCGACCCAUCACACUCUCCAUCCAUUUACAGUUUAUUCAUGUCAUCAAACAUCACUUUUUCUCUUCACAUCUAGUUUUCACCACACCAGUACAGCCUAGUUCACACGACAAUCUGCCAACGGCUGCAAUUCUUAAGUAAGCCCACCAGCAUAAAUAAGAAACGUACACACGACAUUGCACUAAGACACAUUAUUAAAGGACAAAGGGAAACCUUUAAACUCAACUUCUCCAAAUGUGAUUUCAGACUUCACGAUGUAUUCCCUGUUGACACGAACGAAAUAAAAUGGAGAAAAUGUUUCGCUCUUCAAACCACUGACUUCACUAAAUAACUGGACUGCCUGGCUGUCAAUCACACGUCAGGGACUCUGAUUGGCUGGUGAUAUUUUACCAUCCACUUGAAACGCAAUCAAAGUGCCUCGUGUCCCCUUAACAUGCAAUUCAGGGUCUUCACUUCAUGUAUAAGCUACAGAAUAAAUAUACAACAUGUGCUUAGCAAGAAACAACAUACAGUAUGAACAUCUGCAAACAUAUUUAUAGAUUUAUGUUAUCCAGAUCAUAUUGUACUCAUACUGUGUGUGUAUAUAUAUAUGGACAUAUGUAUAGUUCUGCCGCUGUGACAUUAGCUCAAUGGCAGUCUAGUUAUUUUUUGACCCAUCACCUGUGUCAGUGAUGUCAUCACAAAAUGUCCUUUUUAUUAAUAUAACACGAAAUCGUCUUUCCAGAACUUACGGCAUCAUAUCAGGUGUGUUAUAGAUCAAAUACAAAAAAGUACACCUUUUUUUUUUUUUAAGAAACAUUUUCUUUGGUAAG
Molecule: messenger RNA, 6625 nt
Organism: Paramisgurnus dabryanus
Lineage: Eukaryota; Metazoa; Chordata; Actinopteri; Cypriniformes; Cobitidae
Gene: nfixa
Product: nuclear factor I/Xa
Biological process (GO): regulation of transcription by RNA polymerase II
Cellular component (GO): nucleus
Molecular function (GO): RNA polymerase II cis-regulatory region sequence-specific DNA binding; DNA-binding transcription factor activity, RNA polymerase II-specific
Source: RefSeq, a predicted model, not a curated record